Onychostruthus taczanowskii (white-rumped snowfinch) is the source of this 777-nucleotide messenger RNA. RefSeq lists its product as uncharacterized. Bases 1 to 777 code for a protein of 258 amino acids. The record is from RefSeq and is a predicted model, not a curated record. Lineage: Eukaryota; Metazoa; Chordata; Aves; Passeriformes; Passeridae. The transcript is spliced from 5 exons.
AUGGCCGCGCGGGCACCGAGCCCGCGCCACAGCGCCCCCUGCCGCCGCGGGGCAAUCACCGCCAGCGCCCCUGCCGGCCGAGCCCGGAACUGCACCGCGGGGAAAGCGCUGCGGCCGGGAGAGGUUCCACCGACCGGCACUGCGUGGCCUCCUGCCAAAGCGCUCUCUGUGCAGUCGCUCCCGCCCAGGCUCCCCCAGCCUCCUCCUCGCCGCACCGCCCCUCGCUGCUUCCCGGCGCUGUUUGCCCAACAGAGCCAAAACCCUCCCAGGCCGACAUCGGCUGCAGCCUGCGGCGGCAGCGGCCGCGCCCGCGGUGUCCGGCCGGGAGCGGAGCGGGAGCGGCGGCGCCCGGAGCCCGGCGGCGGCUCCGGCCCAGGGUGCCAUCAGCGCGCCUGUGAAGCUGUUCCCGAGGCCGAGCUCCCGAAGGAUCUAUCAGCACUCCUAAUGUCUAGGGAGCAAGGUGCUGUUUAUUCCAGGAAGAGAGAUGCCGGCUGUGAGCUGGAGGAGAGUGAAUUGUGCUCCAUUGGUGGAGUUGUGAAUGAGGCCCUGGACAAGAGGUCAGAAACAGGGAAUACAUGCAGAAGAUCGCUGGGUCAAUGGAUCAGGAGCCAUCCCGUGGGCACGGUGGUGCUGAUUCUGCUGCUCCUGGUGCUGCUGCUGGCUUUGGGGGUGGCCUUGGCUGUGCAGUCAGCAGCAGCAGCAGCAGCACAGGUUCCAGUCACACCUGUGACUCCGCUGUUGGUUCUGGGCUGUCCCCGCUUAAUUUCAAAAUUAUAA